AUGUGUAAAAAAAACUUGGUCUCUAUUUUGGUUGGAUUUAUUAUAUUUAUUCGUGUUUACUUGAUUGACAGUGAUGAAAACUUCAAGUAUCAAUCUUUUCCGCCGAAGAACAAUGUGAACAUUACAAGUGAAGAUGUAAGUGAGAGGACAUUAAUUGCACGUCUUGAAGAAGAGAACGGUGGAAUGUUACGUGAGAUGGAAAUGCUAAAGCAACAACAGGUUACUGUAGUUUCAUAA
This is a messenger RNA of Thelazia callipaeda (thelaziosis nematode), 237 nucleotides long. The record is from the annotation of a GenBank genome assembly. Lineage: Eukaryota; Metazoa; Nematoda; Chromadorea; Rhabditida; Thelaziidae.